AUGACCACGCCCCUAAAAGACCAAAUCGUCCUCAUAACCGGCAGCUCCCGCGGUCUCGGACUUGCCAUUGCGCGCGCCUUCCACGCCGAGGGCGCAAAAGUCAUCCUCAACUACCUCCAGCCUUCCUCUGAAAAAGCAGCCUCAUCCGCCGCCUCUGAGCUCUCCGCCAUAGCAAUCCGCGCAGAUAUAACCGAUCUCACAGUCGUACAGUCCCUCUUCACCCAAGCUGAACAACACUAUGGCCAGCCCAUCUCAAUAGUCGUCAACAACGCCCUAUCCCCCUUCACCUUCAACGGCGAAGCGCGCCCGAAGCUUGAGGACAUCACUUGGGAUGCAUUCGACGCGCAAUUUAAAGGCGCGGUGCAAGGUGCGCUGAACACGACUAAAGCCGCGCUCCCGGGUUUCGAAAAGCUGGGCUACGGCCGCAUUAUCAACAUUGGGUCGAAUCUAGUUCAGAACCCUGUGGUACCGUACCAGGACUACACGACAGCUAAAGGCGCGCUGCUCGCAUUUACGAGGACGUGUGCUGCGGAGCUAGGGCCAAAGGGAGUGACAGUGAAUAUGGUCAGUGGGGGGUUGUUGAGCGUUACGGAUGCGAGCAGGGGGACGCCGGAGGAAGUGUUUGAGAUGGUGAGGGGGGUUACGCCGUUGAGGAGGGUGACGACGCCGGAGGAGAUGGCGGGUGCGGUGUUGUUUUUUGCGAGUCCAUGGGGAAGAGCUGUUACGGGGCAGAACGUUUGUGUUGAUGGUGGCCUGGUCAUGAGCUGA
Didymosphaeria variabile is the source of this 768-nucleotide messenger RNA. RefSeq lists its product as uncharacterized. Bases 1 to 768 code for a protein of 255 amino acids. The transcript has a single exon. NCBI's taxonomy places the organism in Eukaryota, Fungi, Ascomycota, Dothideomycetes, Pleosporales, Didymosphaeriaceae. The record is from RefSeq and is a predicted model, not a curated record.